Synchiropus splendidus (mandarinfish) is the source of this 1142-nucleotide messenger RNA. RefSeq names its product caveolin 4b (gene cav4b). Lineage: Eukaryota; Metazoa; Chordata; Actinopteri; Syngnathiformes; Callionymidae. Gene Ontology annotation, biological process: caveola assembly. Gene Ontology annotation, cellular component: caveola. The transcript is spliced from 3 exons. Bases 1 to 732 code for a protein of 243 amino acids. Gene Ontology annotation, molecular function: molecular adaptor activity. The record is from RefSeq and is a predicted model, not a curated record.
AUGGCCAUAUGGCUUUGUCAUGCCAAAAUAACCAAGGAAUUGUUUUCUGCCAUGAAGCAGAGGCUGGAUUUUGUCAUGAGCAUCAGCUCCACGAGACACAAAAUCUCAACAAAUAAGCCAGUGGUGAUUCUUGACAGUGUUGUCGGGAGGAUGGCGAUGGUGAGUGAUGACUGUCUGGUGGAGUGUCGGAUCGACGACAGCGAUGAAGAUGAUGGCAGUGGAGAACAGAUGAGGACACCUCCACCCCCUCCAGAGUUUGCAUCCAAGGGUAGCACUCCAUCACCCAAACCGCCGACCCCACCUGCAGCACCCACACUUCCUGUCAGCAGGGACCCGUAUGGGAUCAACCGGCACCUCAAGGUGGACGUCAGCGAUGUCCUGGCUGAGCCUGCUGCUCCUCGCAGCAUUGACCAAGUCUGGCUAUACAGUGUUGUUGGCUUUGAGAAGACGCGAGUCUGGACAUACACAGUCCUCUCCUUGCUGCUGGCUGUGCCCUUUGCUUUCCUCUGUGGCUUAUUUGUGGCUGUCCUCGCCUGUUUACACGUCUGGUUUGUGGUGCCUUUCUUACAGUUGAGCAACACCUUCCUUCCAUGCCUGCGUUCCAUUUGGAUUUGUUCUCUCAAUGUUUUCAUUUCCCCUUUGUGUUCGUCUCUUGCGCUCUGCUGCAGUCAGGUUGUGGUCUCCCUGUCCAAGCAGGACUGGACUGCCAAAAAAGAGCGGGAAAUAGCCUGAAAAUGCCUGGCCCGCAUUCUGUAAGCUGUUCUAUUUAAGUUAUUUGUGUGUUUUCUACUUCUUAGAAGAAGGAGAAGAGCAGGAUUGUAAGUUUUCCCAUUUCAUAAAACAGUUUUUUGACUUGAUGUUGCAUCAUUUCUUUUUUAUUAUUAGUAUUCGCAUGCCGAUGUCAUGAAGAGUUCUUUUUUAUGUGCAUUUAGGUACGACCAAUCUUGGUAAAUUAAUCCUGCUCAAUUAUUUUCUUAGUUUUCUUGACAUUUGCAUGUCAUUUACCCCCAUCAGAUAGUUGUUGUUGCAAUUAUUAUUUUAUUGUAUAAUGUCUUUUUUCUUUGAAGCAAACAAGCAAUCUGUAUUGUAUACAUUGUAUACAUAUAAGUUGAUAUAAAUGCUUUUUACACGUGUGGUAAGCU